Messenger RNA from Lycium barbarum (goji berry), 1586 nucleotides. RefSeq lists its product as uncharacterized. Bases 591 to 1586 code for a protein of 331 amino acids. The transcript has 4 exons. Lineage: Eukaryota; Viridiplantae; Streptophyta; Magnoliopsida; Solanales; Solanaceae. The record is from RefSeq and is a predicted model, not a curated record.
UAAAAAAAAAUACUAAAAAUCAAAAUUUAAUCUUUGUUUCCUAGUAACUAUCGAUUUCAACUUCCAGAUGAAAAAUUAUACACCAGUUUCGUUGUUUCUUUGCUGAUAUCAAAUCUUCUACAACCCACAUUGUUUUUUGUUUAUUCAUCUUUCUUGUUUGAAGCACAUAGUAAAAAGCUUCAAAUUGGGACUCCAACUCCUAAAAUUAAUAGGCUUUUUGCUUCUUCAAGCCCGAAGAUUGGUCUGGAUCCAUCUUUCGACUUGCAUGCAUUCACUCAAUCUCUUGUUAAGGAAGAUGGAAAACAACUUAUUGCUACCCCCAAGGUAGUUCAACAAAAAAUGGUUACACAAAAUGAUGGCAAAAGGAAGGGGAAAGAAAUUUCGCUUGGAUUGUCAAACGAAAUCGCUUCUAAUUCUGAUUUUGAAGAUGAAAUUGCUUCUCCUACUUCUAAGAAAAAGAAGGUUGACAGUGGUAAAACAUCAAAUCCGAAGAAAGAAAAUGAGGUUCAUAUAUUGUUUUAUAAAAAGAGGUUUAAAAGGGUCAAACAUCAAAGAGGACCCGUGCAAAACCGAAAUUGAAGGUAAAGAAGAUGCAAACGAGAUUUUGUACUUACACCAACAUCAAAGCUAUUGAGCAUAUAAAGUCGCGACUAAAGUCUAAGAAGCAAUUGCAGAUGUUUAGGGAGUUCCCAUUUGGAUAUUUUCUUGAUUUACCGAAUAUCAAGGUUCACCCACAACUCAUUCGCAGCUUGAUGUAUGGGGAGAUUGAUAAUGAUAGAGAUGAUAUGUUUAUCAUCAAGUUGAAUGGGGAAGAGCUCUAUUUUAGGAUAAGAGAGUUUGCCAUUAUCAGUGGUUUGAAAUGCGGCAUGCCGAGUGAAUUUGUUCUGGACCAUAAUUCACCAAAUAGGUUAACGAAUAGUUACUUUCCCAAUCAACAAAGAGUACUAAAGAGUGAGUUGAUAAAUUUUUAUGAAGGAAGCAUUUGCGUGGGUGAUGACGAUCUUGUAAAAAUCUUCAUUCUGUAUUUUAUUAGCACAUUCCUAUUCUCAACUGAGCCUUCCAAAUCUUACGUAUCUAGGCUGCUCUUUGACUUAGUUGAGAAUGGUGAAUAUAGGAACUAUCCUUUGGGAAACGAUUGUUUUAACGAAACUCUUGGUUCUGUUAGUCACCAAUUGAGUGGUGAUCCAUCGUAUUAUAGGGUUAGGGGCUUUCAACUUGCUUUGCAGGUUUGGUUUUAUGAAUGUUGCUCGAAGGUUGAUCCUUUUGUUGCUACUCGUAUUGGAAACCACAUCCCUCGUAUUCUUAAUUGGCAAACAUCCCAGGAUAUAUUGUACUUUGACUAUCUGAAGAGGGGGAUGUUCAAAACUUAUGGGAAUCAGGUGGGUUUUUCCAACAGCACACCAGCAAAUGAUGAAUUUCCACUUCUCACUGAGUUACCAGAUGUGCCACGACCACAUACUACCACAAGUGAUACACCAUCUGUACACGGUUCUGAGUUUGAGGCAUUGAAGAAUGAGGUUGUAAAUGUUCGUGAAGAUUUGAAACUAUUUCAGAAGAAGGUAUUUGUCGGAUAUUAUAAAUUAUAA